AUGGAGUUCAUCAUAGCUGAUGCCUCAAUCACUGAGUUUAAUUUCACAAGCGACAACACUUUAUACUAUAAUUUUAAGCUUAAUAUUUCUGUGAGAAAUCCGAACUUCGACAACGAGUAUAUGCGCACGGUCCAGGCAAUUUCUUUUUAUAAGGGUAAUAAAUUUGCUGCAGUGGAUAUGGUAGACCAUAAAUUAUAUGGCAGGACUACCAAUUUGCUUAGGCCUGUCGUGUUUUACGGGAACAAUUUGAUCAAACUCAAUGCUCAAAAAUUUAUUGAGUAUGAAAAUGAGAUACAAUUGAGAAAUAUUAAUUUAGAUGUGAAAUUAGAUAUACAAUACGGUGAACCUAUUUAUUGUUUAGGUUUGAGAGUUCCUUUGAUAUCCAAUAAAAAGUUAGAAUCUACUUUCAAUGUUACCAAAUGCUCCCGUGAAUACCAGGGAUGGGGUUAG
Vicia villosa (hairy vetch) is the source of this 450-nucleotide messenger RNA. RefSeq names its product NDR1/HIN1-like protein 10. The record is from RefSeq and is a predicted model, not a curated record. Bases 1 to 450 code for a protein of 149 amino acids. The transcript has a single exon. NCBI's taxonomy places the organism in Eukaryota, Viridiplantae, Streptophyta, Magnoliopsida, Fabales, Fabaceae.